AUGCCACCCAAGCACUCGCGCCCUCUCGUACGCACCCUCUCCUCAUCCAGCGCAUCCUCCUCCCAACCUGCCUCGUCCACCCGCACAAAGAAGCUCAAGCAGAACAAGCUCGACUUUUCCUUCCACUCCACCUCCUCCUCGUCAACAGCAUCGCGUCCGCUCACCAAAACACCGUCCUUCAGCCUACCAUCCACCACCACCACCACCAACAAUGGAAAGGAAAGGGCCAACGACACAGUCCAGCUUCAUCCAUCUGCACUUCCCAAAGCUGCCCUGGACGACGAAUCGACGCUCCCGUAUGACGACACUGUCCUGUGGUCCGAACGUCUGGCUCCACAAAAUAGCGAAGAGCUCGCCGUACAUCCGCGCAAGGUAGCCCAGGUGCGCACAUGGCUUCAAGAGGCAUUCUCCAACAAGUCCGCCUUGGCGAAGCACCGCAAGCUGCUCGCCCUCACCGGACCUGCGGGCUCGGCAAAAUCAGCCACAAUCAAGGCACUCGCAUCGCCAGCCGACCUCGACUACGACAUCCUCGAGUGGCACAACGACACACCCUCCUUCGACCCGACUUCUGCUUUCGUGCCAGGCUCCUCCUUUGUCGACCGCUUCACCGACUUCCUCUCCAAGGCGGCCAAGUUCCCUUCGCUCCAGCUCCAGUCUUCCAGCCAUGCCGACACACACGAAGCGAGCGCAGAUGCUUUCGCCUCUUCCUCGCUCGACACGCUCGACUCGUCAGCUGCGGCCGCCAAGCGCAACAGACUCAUCCUCCUUCAGGACUUGCCCAACCUUCAUCAUGCUCCCACCCGCACCCUCUUCCAGGCUGCCCUCGACCAGCACCUCGCCCAGUCCACACUGCUCACCUCGCGCGGCGUGCCCAACGUGCCCAUCGUCAUCAUUGUCACCGAAUCGGCGCCUCGCGAGGACGAAGAUGGCUGGGUCGCAGGCGCUUCCUCCAGCACGUGGCGCGACAGAAUCGCCUCCAUCGUCGAUACCCGCACCGUGCUCGGCGAGCGCAUUCGUCGCAACCCCGCAUAUGCAGAGGUGCGCUACAACCCCAUAGCGCCCUCGAUCCUUCUCAAGGGCCUCAAGAGAGCCUUCGACCAAGCGCCCGCUCAGCUUUUGCGGAAGAGCAAGACAAAGGCUGGUCUGGACAAGCACAUCCUCGAUCUGCUCAGUGCCAUUGCCAACGAUGCCAAUGGCGACCUCAGGGCCGCGCUCAACUGUCUCCAGUUCAUGGGUGCAAGUCGGCGUCAGCUCGACCACAUGGCGAAAGAAGCGGCAAACAAGCCUGGGCGGCGGGGUCGCACAGGCGUCGGACGCAUGCUGCCGCUCGUGGCGGGGCGCGAGAGCUCGCUCGCCUUGUUCCAUGCGCUCGGCAGGGUGCUGUAUAACAAGCGCGCGGGAGAUCCGGGCGAAGAAGCCGCCUCCACCUCGACCAACUCGCUCGUCGAGGAUGAUGCCGAAUCGGACAGCGACGACGAUGCAGAACACGCCGAAUUGCGAAGUCGGCUCCGGCGUGCAAUGCAGUCGAUCGUCGAGUCGGGCGCGUCCGACCAGCCGAGCGCGUGGAAGCUGCCCGCCCAUCUGUUGCACAUGGAGCGCGGUGUAUCGCGCGUCAAUGUCGACCAGCUCUGGGCCGAUCUGCCCGUGGAUGCAUCGCUCUUCGCGCUCUACCUCCACCAGAACGCGGUGCAGUUCUGCAGCGACGUCGAGCAGUGCGAAGCGGUCGAGGAGGCGUUUAGUGCAGCCGACACCAUGGCACCGCUGCACGAGCAGCUGCGGCAUUCGGCCGUGGUGGCCUACUAUGCGUUCGGCAUCGCCACGCGCGGCGUGCUGCUCGGUCUGCCCAGUCCCGUGCCGCGCACGGGACAGAAGCUCGGCAAAGCCGCGUGGUGGGAUGUGCACAAAAAGCUCGCCGAGGUCAUGCGCGCUGUAGAAGAGCUACGCGCACCUGCUUUGUCGAAAAGGCCCGCGCUGGGUGAGGAGCAGGGUUCAGGCCCGCGCCUGAGGCGUACGCAGUUCGGCAACCCCGCCAGUGGUGUAGACGGCUUCGAGCGUGCCGAUGCCGGGCUGGGAGAUGAGGCGGCUUCGUCGGUGGUGUCGACGAGCAAUGGCGUGACGCUCGUUACCGAGGUGUUGCCGCUGCUCGCCAAGAUCCGGCCCGGCGGUACAGCCGAGCAGCUAUGCAGGCUGCGCUUCGACCGUGCCGGCGUUGCUGAUAUCGCAUCGAGCGUCAUGGACCAGCACGACACCGGUCUCGACGCCACGGACCAGAACGAAGAAUCGACGGCACAGGAGGAAACGCAGAGCAAGAGGAUCAGACUGCAGGAUGUGCGCGAUGAGCCCGAUGUGGUCGAUGCGGGCGAGCUGUCGGAUGAUCAAAUCGCCGACUUUUAG
Messenger RNA from Moesziomyces antarcticus, 2394 nucleotides. Its product is annotated as p-loop containing nucleoside triphosphate hydrolase protein. Gene Ontology annotation, biological process: mitotic DNA replication checkpoint signaling; DNA damage checkpoint signaling; DNA repair. Bases 1 to 2394 code for a protein of 797 amino acids. NCBI's taxonomy places the organism in Eukaryota, Fungi, Basidiomycota, Ustilaginomycetes, Ustilaginales, Ustilaginaceae. Gene Ontology annotation, molecular function: chromatin binding. The record is from RefSeq and is a predicted model, not a curated record. The transcript has a single exon.